Messenger RNA from Aethina tumida (small hive beetle), 308 nucleotides. Its product is annotated as neuropeptide-like 4. The record is from RefSeq and is a predicted model, not a curated record. The transcript is spliced from 2 exons. Bases 17 to 259 code for a protein of 80 amino acids. NCBI's taxonomy places the organism in Eukaryota, Metazoa, Arthropoda, Insecta, Coleoptera, Nitidulidae.
CCACAAUAUUCCUAAGAUGUUUAAAUUGGUAAUUUUUGUUGCGCUCGUCGCUUCAGCUCUGGCUGUCCCAGCUCCUGAACCAAAACCAGCCCCUAAACCUGCUGUAAUCGCUACCUCAUACACUGCACCACUUGUCUCAUCUGUCCCAUUGGCCUACAGUGCUCCUCUGGCUUACAACUACAGAUACUAUGGAUAUAAUGCUCCUUCAAUCUAUGCUUCUGGAUACGCUUAUUCCCCAUACUCUUCAUACAUUGUUUAAAUGAAAUAAAAUAUUUUCAGAACAUUAAAUUGACUUUUAUUUUAAACUG